UACUGUGUUUUUCUACUGGCAAAUGAAAAAGAAUUGCUUAUUUCCAAUUCCCAUGGGUUCCAAAUGGUUGGUUUUGUUAUUGGCAAUUUCUCUCCAGUUAUUCAUGCUCUUCAAUACAGGUACCAAAGCAAGAGUUUUCAAAGGCGAUCAUCUACAUGUGUCGAGAAAUAUUGAUAUUAAGAUUGAUGAAACCGUCAUGAAAACUUUUGAAAACAAUGGUGCCGUAGUCGAUCCUCUGGAGAAUCCUCCGAGGCCACCGGAGAGCCAUGGCCCCCCUGGUCAGAUAAAUCCAGUUCCACCUCCGAAAUUUAUCUUUAGUCAGACCUAUGUUGAAGAUAGCGAUUAAUAGAACUUGAAAACCAGUUUAUGAUCUUCAAUAUAUAAAUAAAAAUUAAGUUUC
Theobroma cacao (cacao) is the source of this 400-nucleotide messenger RNA. The record is from RefSeq and is a predicted model, not a curated record. Lineage: Eukaryota; Viridiplantae; Streptophyta; Magnoliopsida; Malvales; Malvaceae.